UUAGUCAAUAACAACAACUCUACGAGGAAGGUUGGAAGUUUUGGUAUUUUAGCAAAUAUAAAAAAUACAAAAAAUGUUUACUCUUAAAUUCUAUUGUUUAACAAUAUUUAUCUGUGGCCUAUAUUGUUUACAAAAUGUACAAAGUGAUUUACAAAUUUCACCAGAAAAUAUAGAAUAUGCUGUCGCACGUAUUUCGAGUAGAGAAAGAGCAGUGCAUUUGAAAAGUCCGCCAUAUUUUGGACAUGCCUCCAAAUUUAAUUUACAAACUCUAAUUGAAAGAAAAUCCAAAGUAGAACAACAACAGCCACAACAUGAUGUUGAGGACAUGCCACAAACUGCAGCAGAUAAUCAAGAAAUACUUAGUGGUAACAAAAAUAACAAGAAACUAAAUAUAAAAAAUUUUAACAAGAAAAUGGAGGCAAAUGCACAGUCAUCAACUUUAAGCCAACAACAUGAAAUUAAAUCAAAUGAAGAAGAAUUGGAAGAACAGGAACCAACGGAACAGCAGCUGGAAGAAGUAGAGGCAAAACCAAUAAUACAAAAUGGUGUUAAUCAACCACAUAAUCAUCAAAAUCAGCAACAUUUAACAGUCAAUCAAGUUGAAGUGAGGCAACAGCUGUUGCCGCCGCCGCAUCAUUUUAAAUUGUUAAAUGUGGUGAAUCAUAGAAAUAAAAGACAGACUCAUGCUGAGAACAGCCAUAAUAACAAUAACAAUGGAAAUCAACAACAACAACAGCAACAGCAGAAAUACUCCACAAUUACCAUUCAAUAUUAUCCACAGCAGCAGGAACAAACAGUCGUAGAAUACCAGCUGCAAGAACAGCAACCACAACAAUAUCAAUUACAAUACUAUCAAACAAGUCAGAGUUCCAACCAGCAACAAUUUCAACAAAAUCACAACAAUAUUGAACUAAUUGUAAAUGGAAAUAGUUUGUCAACAUUUCCACAAUCAACAACAAAAGUAACGGCAGCUAUGACAAUGCCAAUCCCUUUGCCAAUAGUAACAACAUCAACACCGAAACCCUUACCACAAUUUACAACUUUAAUCAACAGCUCUCCAUUAUCCCCGUCAUUAUCUACAUCAUCAAUGGACAAUUCUAUCAAACCUCUCUUGCCUCUAGAAGUAAUUAAAGACGUAAAUGCUGACAACACCACUCUACCUCCCCGCACUGUUUGUAGAGUAUGUUGUAUAACAAAUGAGUUUUCCUGCUCAAGCUGCUGUGACGGUACACCUCUAUUAAAUGCACAAACUUUAAAAACUUUGGGUGGUUAGUUUGCUUAUCUUUUGAGUUGGUUUGCAUAGUAUUUUUAAGAUAUUUUAUCUUUAUGUAUCAAGUAAUAAUGAGAAUUUUGCUCAUCUGUUAAAUAAAAUAAAUUUAAUGAAUUUCA
Molecule: messenger RNA, 1389 nt
Organism: Lucilia cuprina (Australian sheep blowfly)
Lineage: Eukaryota; Metazoa; Arthropoda; Insecta; Diptera; Calliphoridae
Product: putative cyclin-dependent serine/threonine-protein kinase DDB_G0272797/DDB_G0274007
Exons: 2
Coding region: 74-1273 (399 amino acids)
Source: RefSeq, a predicted model, not a curated record